UCGACAAUAUUUAGUAUACUCGACGCUCUUUAUUUCGUGUGUUGUUAUAUUACAUGCGGGAUACCAUCAUGGGUUGGCAUACGCAUCUUGCCACACUUUCGCUUAGCGGGUCAAUAUAUAAUAGCCUAGAGCCAACUGGUCCUAGCAUCCCCAAUCUCUUCGAACCUUGUCUUCGUCGGUACGGCUCGGAAUCCAUUGUUGUUGCGCCACCACUAGCGCUCUUUGCAAAACUUGAUGUGUCUCCACGAAAUCGUCGGUGACUAUUGGACAGGGUGUGGUCACUUCCAUGGAAGAUAUUUCACAGGAGUGACCUCCGACUGCGGCUCCUCACGGUGUAAGACGAGUGCAUCUCAUAUGCACAAGACAGCGCGAAACUGCGGGUGUCCUUCGGUGGUGACAGAAGACCGACGGGUGCAGAACUUGUACCGAACAUCUCAUUCUGACUGUGUACGACCGUCACGGUAAACAUAGUCGAGUGCUGUUUCAUGUCGGACAUGGGCGCAUGAUGUACCUAGCUGACGUCCGGAUGUCAUCCCACAUCGGAAUACCUAUAUCCCAAAUUCCUCUCUUGUAUUUCUAUCUCGGUUGUCUUGUUGUAGCCUCACAACUGUUCGCAGUCA
Suillus clintonianus is the source of this 620-nucleotide messenger RNA. RefSeq lists its product as uncharacterized. The transcript is spliced from 4 exons. The record is from RefSeq and is a predicted model, not a curated record. Bases 235 to 465 code for a protein of 76 amino acids. NCBI's taxonomy places the organism in Eukaryota, Fungi, Basidiomycota, Agaricomycetes, Boletales, Suillaceae.